CACCCUCUCAAUUCCAUACACUUCACCAUCCCAUCCUCCAUAUAUACCACCAUCCCAUCCUCCAUAUAUAUCACCCCUCUUCCACUCCAUCUCACGACCACUCCUGGUAUCAUUAGCCACUCGCUCUCUACCAUUCAACGCGCUUGACUUCUUGACUGUUUCCAUCACCUCUCGUUUCUGCGUCUUCUGGGUCUUGAAGCUGCACGGUCACUUCUCUUACCUGGGACCAUCACAUCAUUCUCACUACCAUACAUCUACGACCAUGACUGAGUGCUUGGUUGCCACGACGACGCGUCUGGAGAGGUAUCGCAUGACCAUGGAUCAGAUUCGGGGAGAGGAGUAUCCUAUGAUGGCGACAAAGACCUAUCUUGAUCAUGCUGGCACUACCAUUCCGGCAAAGUCAAUGCUCAAAGCUACGUACGAGGACUUGGUGUCUAAUCUCUAUGGCAAUCCGCAUUCGGAGCACAAUGACUCCGUGCGCACUAGCCGCAAGGUCGACGCUGUUCGCCGACAGACUCUUCGUUUCUUCAAAGCCGAUCCUGCCCACUUUGAUGUCAUCUUCGUGGCAAACGCUUCGGCCGCCAUCAAGCUGGUUGGCGAGUGUUUCCGGGACGCUUCUGAGAAGAAGAAGAAAGGCUUCUGGCUCGGUUAUCACCGUGACUGCCACACCAGUGUGGUCGGUCUACGUGAGGCAAGCAAAGGCCGUCACCAUUGCUUCAAAGAUGACCGUGACGUCAACCAGUGGAUCAAUGCUGGCGCUCAGUUCAACCGCGAUGCUCGAAGACAGCGAAGCAAAGAUCAGCUCGGACUGUUUGCAUAUCCAGGCCAGUCAAACAUGACAGGUCGUCGUCUUCCUCUUUCAUGGUCAGAGAACAUCCGCGCAUCGCACUUGCAGGACAACAUGUACACUCUGUUGGACGCUGCAGGGCUUGCCACCAGCUGUCAAAUUGAUCUGAGUGACCCCAGACGUGCUCCUGAUUUCAUGACCGUCAGCUUCUACAAGAUUUUCGGUGGCCCGAAUCUCGGAGCCCUGAUUGUCCGAAAGGUGGCUGGAGAUGUACUACGCUUCCAGAAGGACUUUGGCGGUGGUUCAGUCGACAUGGUCAUUUCCAUGGGUGCCACUUGGCACGCAAAGAAGAGCGAACUUCACGAUCGAAUGGAGUACGGUACACUGCCCUUUCAGAGCAUCAUCCAGCUCGGACAUGCCUUCAAUGCCCACCAGAAGAUAUACGGCAGUAUGGAUGCCAUCUCAAAGCACACCACCUCCCUGACUCGACUCCUUUACAGGGCACUGACGUCGCUGAGACAUUCCAACGGCCGGAACAUGGUCGUUGUCUACAACGAUGUCCAAGACUAUGCCUACGGAAAUGCUCUGCUACAAGGUGGCAAUAUCGCUUUUAACCUGAUCGACCAAGAUGGCUAUCUCGUCGGCUACACUGACGUUGAGAAGAGGGCCAACGACUACAACAUCUCGAUCCGCUCUGGAAGUCUAUGCAAUCCCGGUGGUUUUGCUCAUUACCUGAACUGGUCCCCGGAAGAGAUGAAAAGGGCUUACGAGGCAGGCCAUCGCUGCAGUAACCCUACUCAGCUCAUGAACGGCAAGCCAACUGGCGUCGUGCGCGUCUCUCUUGGAGCUAUGAGCAAUGUCACAGAUGUUGACAAGUUUAUCUGGUUCAUUCGAAACAACUACUACAACAUGGCAACGACGAGUACCGCUCGCAGCCACCCGAUCCGCCACCACAACUCGUGCAACAACCUCGGCAUGUAUUGUGACAAAGCUGUGGACUCUGCAACAGAAACACUUCGCUCCUUCGAUCUCGCCUCAUCCAGCUCCGAAGAUGAUCCUAUCAAAACCCUUCGCGCGCGUGUGUCGCUCGCUCAACUCCACCGACCUUCUACGGCGCGCUCUUGGGUCGGGAACCAAUUCUCCAAGCUAAAUUCCCGAUCCAAGAUGCCAACCAAGAUAGCGGCAUAGACUCAUGCUGAACAUUUCGACUUGUCUACUUAUAAUAUCACUAAUCCUAUAUCCCAUUUGUGAGGCACUUUGCCAAUGAGCAUUCCCCUUUCUGCAUGAAAUGGCACGUUUUAACUUGAUGUUGUUGUUCUUCCCACAAAUGAUGCAUAUUUGACUCGCUGAUUUCAUCUCCUUGCUGUCUGUCAUUCUCAUGAUGAAGGUGGAGGGAAUGGGGGCGUCUGAUGGUGUCACACGAGUGGUGGUGCUGGACUACUGCAAUACACCUUGCGCGCAGAGGACGAGCGGUAUUCGCAUUUUCCUUCAAUAAUUUUUACGCAAAUCUUCUCAUGUGUUUACUGAAAAAUAGCCGCUCGGAACGGCUUUGUGGGACGGGUAACGGGCAAAGAUGUGUUUCACCAUAGAUACCCGGAGUAUUUCGCUAGU
Messenger RNA from Pseudovirgaria hyperparasitica, 2398 nucleotides. RefSeq names its product PLP-dependent transferase. The transcript is spliced from 3 exons. Gene Ontology annotation, molecular function: molybdenum cofactor sulfurtransferase activity. The record is from RefSeq and is a predicted model, not a curated record. Gene Ontology annotation, biological process: molybdopterin cofactor metabolic process. Lineage: Eukaryota; Fungi; Ascomycota; Dothideomycetes; Acrospermales; Acrospermaceae. Bases 263 to 1975 code for a protein of 570 amino acids.